UAAAAUAAGUUGAUGUACAGUAGGUUAUUUUCAUAUACAAGCACAGAUCAUUCAAGAAACUGACGAUGGUGCCAUCUCAGAAGCUGUUCAUUGUGCUAUAGGGGCUCCUUCCCAGUCUAAAGCUGAUCAGAAAAUGCUAAUCCUGCUGCUCCAAUGCUGGUCACGUGAACCACUUUAGUGCCAGGGCACUCCUCCGUCACUUUCAGUUGCUGCAGUGUGUGUUGGCACCUACUGUCGGGACACCAGGAUCAGUGUGUGCAUCCGUAAGGGUGUGUCCCUCUCAAGCAGCUGUGACAGCUGCACAGCAGAGUGACCAAUGCAGGGAGGGACUUCCUAAAAACAGGUUUGUCUCCUUAUUGAAACUGCUGAGCUGCUUGAUAUAGCAGGUCCCGGUGGCUGAGUGUACUGGACUCAUGUCAACGGAUAAUCUUGUCCGACAGACGUUCAGUAGUAUUUACACGCAGGUUAAAGGUGGAUCAGUCCGCUGUUUCAGUGUAGCCCUUUGGCAGGAAUGCUUUUGCUGUUGAAUUUCAUCAAUACAGGAUAGCCCUGUCCUUGACACAAGGACAGUGUGAUCUACCGGUAUGCUUUUUUCAUUGUAGUAACUAUGUAGUAAUGGUGAAUUAAGUGCAUUAAAAAUGCAAGUGAUUGUUGCAUAGUUGUUAACUCCAGACCACCAGAGAAGUGUCCUGCUUCUGUAAAGCUGCACUUGCAGUUACUAGUUAAAUGAAUUUCUGUGUAUUAAACUAUUUUAAUGCCUACUGGAAGUACAAGACUCAUUUACCUUCUUUUUUUUUUUUGAUUCUGCUGUUGAAAAAGGAAUCAUUUACUGUGGGCUUUCUUUUUUUCUUGCCUCCUGUUCCAAGUGGAACACGACGCCUGAACCCCCAGAAGCACAGAACUCAGAUGAGCACAGCCGAAAGGGCUUUUCCCAACUUCCAGGUCUAAGUGGGCUUUCUGCGAUGCACCUCGGCUGUCUGACUGACAGCACACUGGUGGCGACAGCUGGAAGAGACUGGAGAGAGGCGAUGACGCUGUAAACCCAAAAUAGCACAAACGCUUUGGAUCCUGGGGAACAGCAGCCUUAGCCUGCAAAUAUUUAGCUUUAGGCCUCCUGCAGGAUUUGGAUAAAACAGUGACUCUCAGCACUGCUAUGUUGACACCUGUCAGCAAUGACUGAUGUGGAGGCGACGUACGCAGAUUUCAUUGCUUCCGGACGAACGGGACGAAGGAACGCGCUGCACGACAUCCUCGGAGCCCAGGGCGACCUGGAGGGCGGCGAUUUGUCUCUGAAGCUUUCCGAACUGGACCUCGGGAAAACAGGAGAAGGAGAUGGUGGUGAAAAAAGUCAAGCGUCUUCCACAGAGCGGCCUCCUUCAGCUCAGGAGGAGAAACCGGAGGGGAGUUAACGGCCAGGCCUGAGCCCAGCGCCCAGCGCCCCGGCCUGGCCCGGCCCGUCCUUGCACCAGAACUGUUGGCCGGGGAGGCCUUGGCUAUGGAGGACGCCACACAGACAGAGAGGAACGAGCUCUUCCCGUCGUGGGCACGGGAUGGGCGCAGGGCCGGGGGCGCAGAGGGGGCAGUCUGCCCAGAGCUGCUCAAGCCCCAUGUUUACUAACGGCUGAGGGGUAUCCGUGAGCCCACAAGCAGUGCGACCUGCAGUGUAUCGUAUCAUCACGAUAGUUGCACUAGUGAUCAUCAAUAGAGAUAGAGAUUUAGUUCUUGCUGUUCCUGCUGGCUGCUGGGUUAGCGUUGGCAGCGGAUUAGGGAUUUAAUCUGUUUUCUACUGAGGGUCCAGGGAGUUAUGGAGAUGGAAGGAUACUGUGUUUUAUAGAAGACAAAAAAAUUAGACUAUGCUUUUUUGCAGAUCAGAACUUGUCUGUUACUUGAAAACGUCCACCUACUGCCCCUUCUUGUAGCCUCUUAGAUCAAAACCUUGGAUAUAUGAGAGGACUCAUAUUAUCUGUAUCUGUUCUUUCUAACUGGUAUUUUUUUGUGUGUGGUAUUGAUGCAGACAACAGAUGGAUCAGCAGAUCUACUGCCAAGCGUGUCAGCCAAAAUGCAUUUUAAAGGAACUUGCUUUCUGCAAAUUUUCUGGUUGACAAUGCUGUGAAGUUCAACAAUUCGCUCUUUCAUUUGGUUUGUGUACUGUGCUGUGAUAUAAACUGCCACUGUUUUUCAAAGUUUCACAGUUUGUAUCAGGGAUAGAAUCUCAUUGUAUUUUAUAUAUUUUUGUGUAGUUGUGUAUUGUAUUUUGCAGCACAUAUUUUGUUAAAGCUGCAUUUUGCUCCAUUUGAUGUUUACAGAUCUAAAUUUAUGCUACAAGCAAUGAUAAGAGAGGAGGAAUUUUGUCCCUGGAUUAAGGGGUACAUCUUAGAUGAAGUAAAGGCUUCUUCAGGCUGGGAGCCAGACAUUGAGGCUUGUAGCUCAUUAAUCUUUUGGUUUUAUUUAAUGUAAGAAACUGGCUCUUCCUGUGUGAUACUUCACUCCUAUGCAUGCCUCUCAUUCUAUUCAGAAGUAGGACUGAGUUUCGUGGCUGUUGACUGCUGAGGGGCAAUGGGACACUACCCCAAUACUAGUGCUUCUGGUGACAGCUAUAAAUAAUGCAUUUAAUAGUUUCUUUUACAUCAUUUCUUGAAAUACUUAUGCAUAUCGCCUCAUGUUUGUCUUGCUGGGAGAGGGUUUUUUUAUAUCAACCCGUUUGGUAACUCCGUCAUUUCAAGCUCAAAGCUGUACUCUGACAAGUUGCAAGUGUUCCCUGUUACAUUGUUUUGUCAAUGUGUUUCAACUACAAUACAAACUAGGUCUCUAGCAUUUACAGUCAGCUCUUCUAUAUAGUGGCCAGUAAUUCUUAAUCUUUUCUUUCUUCAUCAUCUUUUCUUCCUUUUAAAUGAUCACCGUCAUUAUUGUAAUUGUGGUGAUGUACUUUAAAUUAAAAAAAAGUACAAAUGCAUUGAAUCACUUUAUACAUGAACCAGUACAUUAAUAUGUAAGUUGCUUUUUUUAUUAUGUUUUAAGUAGCUGCUGCCAAUUUAUAUACGUUUUUAUAUAUAUAUCAACCCUAUGAAAGAAGACUGAGUUUGUGUGGAAUGUGUGAUGUAUAGCUGUUUUAAAAUUAUGAAUUUUGGGAAUUACAAUUACAUCACUUUUUUAGUGUAUGAAAUAAAGUACAUCUAGUAAAUCAAAUUGCA
This is a messenger RNA of Lepisosteus oculatus (spotted gar), 3191 nucleotides long. RefSeq names its product cAMP-dependent protein kinase inhibitor alpha (gene pkia). Gene Ontology annotation, molecular function: cAMP-dependent protein kinase inhibitor activity. Gene Ontology annotation, biological process: negative regulation of cAMP-dependent protein kinase activity. Lineage: Eukaryota; Metazoa; Chordata; Actinopteri; Semionotiformes; Lepisosteidae. Gene Ontology annotation, cellular component: cytoplasm; nucleus. The record is from RefSeq and is a predicted model, not a curated record.